This is a messenger RNA of Diospyros lotus (date-plum), 1660 nucleotides long. RefSeq names its product stearoyl-[acyl-carrier-protein] 9-desaturase, chloroplastic. Gene Ontology annotation, biological process: fatty acid biosynthetic process. Bases 146 to 1336 code for a protein of 396 amino acids. The transcript is spliced from 3 exons. Lineage: Eukaryota; Viridiplantae; Streptophyta; Magnoliopsida; Ericales; Ebenaceae. Gene Ontology annotation, molecular function: stearoyl-[ACP] desaturase activity. The record is from RefSeq and is a predicted model, not a curated record. Gene Ontology annotation, cellular component: chloroplast stroma.
CGGCUGCCCUGCUCCUUCGUUUCAUCAGCUCUCUCUCUCUCUCUCUCUCUCUCUCGCAUCUUGGGAUUUUCCUUUUCUGCUUUCCGCUUUCCGCUUCGCAUUUGUGGCUCUGAGAGACAGAAUUCAUUCACAGAGAGAAUCAAAGAUGGCUCUGAAGCUCAAUCCCAUCGCCUUCCAUUCCCAAAAGUACUCUUCUUUGGCUCUCCCACCAAUGGCCAGCCUCAGAUCUCCCAAGUUUUUCAUGGCCUCCACUCUCCGCUCAGGCUCCAAGGAGGUUGAGAAUCCAAAGAAGCCUUUUAGCCCCCCACGUGAGGUUCAUGUUCAAGUAACACACUCCAUGCCACCACAGAAGAUAGAGAUCUUCAAAAACCUAGAAGAUUGGGCUGAGCAGAACAUAUUGGUGCACCUUAAGCCAGUGGAGAAGUGUUGGCAACCACAGGAUUUUCUGCCUGAUCCUGCUUCUGAGGGAUUCCAUGAUCAAGUCAAGGAACUAAGGGAGAGGGCAAAGGAGAUUCCUGAUGACUACUUUGUUGUUUUGGUUGGAGAUAUGAUCACAGAAGAAGCCCUUCCAACUUACCAGACAAUGUUAAAUACCUUAGAUGGUGUCCGGGAUGAAACAGGAGCAAGCCCAACUUCUUGGGCAAUAUGGACUAGAGCUUGGACUGCUGAAGAGAACAGGCAUGGUGACCUUCUUAAUAAGUAUCUCUAUCUAUCUGGACGUGUAGACAUGAAGCAAAUUGAGAAGACAAUUCAGUACUUGAUUGGCUCAGGAAUGGAUCCAAGAACAGAAAACAGUCCCUAUCUUGGUUUCAUUUAUACGUCAUUCCAAGAACGAGCAACUUUUAUCUCACAUGGGAACACUGCCAGACUUGCAAAGGAGCACGGUGACGUCAAGCUGGCUCAAAUUUGUGGUACUAUUGCCUCAGAUGAGAAGCGCCAUGAAACUGCUUACACUAAGAUAGUGGAAAAGCUCCUUGAGAUUGACCCUGAUGGCACUGUCCUGGCUCUUGCUGACAUGAUGAGGAAGAAAAUCUCUAUGCCUGCCCACUUGAUGUACGAUGGCAGUGAUGACAACCUAUUUGAUCACUUCUCAGCUGUUGCUCAGCAGCUUGGUGUCUACACUGCCAAGGACUAUGCGGACAUAUUGGAAUUUCUCGUUGGCAGGUGGAAAGUGGAAGAACUUACAGGACUUUCUGGAGAAGGACGAAAAGCUCAGGAUUACGUUUGUGGGUUACCUCCAAGGAUUAGACGGCUGGAGGAAAGAGCUCAAAGCAGGGCCAAGCAAACACAGUCCGUUCCAUUUAGCUGGAUCUUCGACAGGGAAGUGAAGCUGUGAGUGAAGGAGCAGACAUGAAGUUCAGUUAGACACUCCCUCAACACAAAUCUCUGCUCAAGAUCCUGAAAAACCAGGUAGAAAUUUUGAGUUGUUCUGCAAGUUCCAUUUUGAUGUUGCUGUUGUGUGAAGUAGUUUUGCUCAGGGGGACUCAGGUUGGUUGUAGAUAUGGUUGUUUCUGUUAUCUGUUGCCUUUAGAUCUCCAUAUAGGUGCAUCUGCAGCUUUGUUGUUUUCUUUUAUUAUGAGUGAGUGAAUGUUCCUAUGUCAGUUUAUAAUUGAUAUUGAUUUUGUGAUCCUUGAAAGAAUGAAUUUUCACUAGUUCUUCA